GAAAUUCUUCUUCAUAUCCUGAAGAUCCCAUCCCCUGCUCGGGAACCCUAAGCUACAGCAAUCGGGGACGUGGAAUUCAGCAAAGGAUGCUGAGAGUAGCAGGGAGAAGGCUCUCAUCUCUGCCAUGGAGGCCCUCCGCCUCCCUCUCUCGAAACGACCCUCUCAAUUGCGUCGUUGCUGGUGGUGCUGUUGAAUCUCCUUCCGCAUCCAGAUCCAUUCCAACGCCCUUCUCCUUUAAUCCCCAGUUUCUGAAUCUGAUAAGAGGUUUCUCAUCCAAUGCCCUUACCCCAGGACAUGAUGCAGGCAUGAUCUCAGAUCUCUCUGCUACUGUGGCAGCAGUGAAGAACCCGACUUCGAAAAUUGUUUAUGAUGAGCACAAUCACGAGCGUUAUCCACCUGGUGAUCCCAGCAAGCGUGCAUUUGCUUAUUUUGUCUUAACUGGGGGCAGGUUUGUGUAUGCCUCCAUAAUACGUCUUCUAAUCCUCAAGUUUGUUUUAAGCAUGUCUGCGAGCAAAGAUGUCCUUGCCCUUGCCUCCAUUGAGGUUGAUCUCUCUAGCAUUGAGCCUGGGACUACUGUAACAGUCAAGUGGCGUGGGAAGCCAGUUUUCAUUAGGCGUAGAACUGAGGAGGACAUUAAGUUGGCCAACAGGGUUGAUAUUGCCUCUCUUCGUGAUCCACAGGAAGAUUCAGCCAGGGUCAAGAAUCCUGAGUGGCUUAUUGUUGUUGGUGUCUGCACUCACUUGGGGUGCAUUCCCCUACCAAAUGCUGGUGACUUUGGCGGUUGGUUUUGUCCAUGCCAUGGUUCACAUUAUGACAUCUCUGGUAGAAUCCGCAAGGGGCCAGCUCCAUUCAAUUUGGAGGUACCAACCUAUAAUUUCUUAGAAGAAAACAAGUUGCUGAUUGGAUAAGCCAAAUGCUGGAGUUCCUUCUUUGCUACAGUAGUCUUAUUGUGAAAUGUCAUGAUAGAUAUUUUCUUCUAUACUUGCGUGGAGAGAUGAAUCUUUCCCUUGCAACUUUCUUCUGUUUUCCAUUUGGAUAUUUUAUCCACUGCCAAUUUUGGGACAGGGUUCUGAGGUUCUGAAUAAUCAACAACUGAAUGUUUGUUGAACAUUAUCAGUUUGAAUGACUUCUGAAUUUAUUUUUUUCAAAUUA
Messenger RNA from Rubroshorea leprosula, 1152 nucleotides. The record is from the annotation of a GenBank genome assembly. Lineage: Eukaryota; Viridiplantae; Streptophyta; Magnoliopsida; Malvales; Dipterocarpaceae.